GCCGUGCACGCAGAGCCCUACUUUUCCUGUGCGUCCCCGGCGAAUGAGCAUGACCACUAUGCAACGGCACAAAACGACUGUGCCAUCACCAUUGUCUCAGUCGACAUCUGCAGUGCACCUUGCGUCGGAACCGCUGAGCACGCUCCCGCCCCGUAGGUUGAGCAAGCGCCGGAAGACCCUCCGAGGCUUGUUCAGAAGUGACCGUGAGAACCGACCAUUCAUGUCGCGCGGCGUCUCAUCGCCGUUGGAACAUGAGGACGUGUCACGACAGCUGGGUCGGAAGGAAUCGCGUACGGGUUCUAUGAUAGCUCCCAGUACGGCAUCUGUCACAGCCAUCGAGACAUCCACAAGGCGGCAAAGUAUACUUGGCCGACUUGUCAAGCGAUUCAGUAUCGUCAGACGGUCUGAAGCUUCAAAGUUGACGAAGAGCAGCUUCCCCAGCUUUCGGCAGUCCACCGAACUCGAUUCAGGACUGGCCAUCUCUCCCAUCAGCCCAAGAUCGGACAGCCCCGACAAGUCACACCUGACGCCUACGCAGCCAAAGGAUGCACAUAGACGCGUGCCAGUGCCCGCGGAGGACAUGAACGCGGAUAAGCAUGGCGACCUGUAUUCGAAAGACGAUGCAGAGUCCCUCAUGUCGGUGGACAACCGGUAUUCAAUGGGGAAGCUCAUGGUUGCCAAUCCGGAUGAUUCUGGCUCGGACCUUGACUUGCCAGAAAGAGGCAACAGGCCGCAAGGACAUGCUCAAGACGGCGAUAUGCCUUUCAGCACGUCCCCUGAACCUCUUUCAUACUCGCCACCGCAACCACCCUUCUUUGGCCAUCCCAUACGAGGUCCUCUAUCUGUCAUUUCGGAGGGCGAGACGUACAUGUCGUCCCCGAGGAUGCAGCCGGAGCAAGCUCUCGAAGAGUCACCCAGGACUCCACCGACGAUACCCUCCCUUCUGUCUCUGCCUGCUCGGUCUGCUGCGCUCCCGAUGGACCAUGUCGUCCAAGCUGCAUCGCCUCCCCUGCCUGACCUGCCACUACCUUCGGGCAGCCUACCAGAGAUACCCACCGCUCCCUCGAUGACCUCUGUGGUAUCCCCGCCUGCGCCUAUAUCUGCGCCUGCACCCUCCACCGUACCUGCGCCUGCACCCUCGGUCUCGUCUGCACCUGUGCCCAGGAAAGAGGCGUCACUUCCACCGACUCCCGAGGGUUCUCGAGUCGUCACACCGCCUAUGCAAGAGCCAAAAUUUGAACUACAAGUCGAGCGAAAGCUAGAGCCUUCAGCCAUAGACCCUACAACCGAUCGCACCCCGAGACCUAAACCCCAGUCGCUCUCUCAGUCUGACCCGUCGAACGCUCGUUCAUUUUCUACGCCACCACAACGACCUAUUCAUCGGACACUGUCUUCUAACACAACGGAUACUUCUAUUCUAGCCAGGGCCUCUUUGAUUGUGAACCCUCCAACUCCUCAGGCACCAUCGAUUGCGAUCCCGCCCUCCACUUCGCAACAGCCGACGGCUGUUUCGAUUUCCCAAGACGAACCAAAGUCUCCCACUCGAGAUGAAUCGCCUACCAAGAAGGAUGGAUCCCGCCGCAUGCGGUCAAAGCACACUGAGACCUUCAAACUCGUCCGGACCCCUUCGGGCAACGUGCAACCAGUUGGCAAUAGCUUCGUGGCCGAUGGUGAGCACUGGCAUGUGGUCGAAUCUCCCAAAGAGGAGACAUCGAGGAAAAGCAGGCGUGAGCGUGAGUCGUCUGAUGACCGCGACCGGUCAUCGAGGCGCAAGAGCAAGCGUGCGGAAAGGGAAGGUGCUUCUGAGGACAGUGACCAGCAGCGAGCUCGGGAGCAGACUGGUUCCCCUGAGCGCGGUCUUUUUCAUGGAGACGGUGAACGCCUCUCCUCAAAUCCUCAUAGAUACAGCGACGACUCUCAUAAGAGGUCUAGUGCCCCGGACGGACGACGCAGUCAUCGCGACACUCAGCACGACGUGGCGCGUGCCACGCAGACGCCCAUCACUCACAGCUCGAAAUCCUACGUUCCGUCAUCUUCCCCUUGGGGCGCCAAUGUUGAGAGACGUACGUCGACAACUGCCUCGACUCGUCCGUCGUCUGACUUCCAGUCUGUCGCCGACAUUAACACUCUGAAGGCGACGGAUGCAUGGGAGAUUGAGAGGAUGUGGAAGGGCCGGAGCAUGAUCUACGCACCCAACAACAUGCACGUCAACGGAAACCACCGGCACCACAUCAGCAGCGACUCCCGACCGACGACCAUCAUGAGCCACGACCUGCACCGCGCGAGCACCAUCCCCAGCGUCGGCGACGCGGCGCAAACCACUCUGUCGACAUAUGGCUCUAGCCAUACCUCAUUCACCCUCGCCACGCCGCCGCACUCUCCACAGCAUGCCGCGAGCUACCCCAGAGCUGCCCCAGUCGGGACAACUCGCCAGCCGGCCACGUUCACCUUGCCACUGCUUCCGCCGUUGAGCUCGUCGCCCCCGAACCCGCUGCCUGAACCGCCCCGCAUCUCGUCUUACAAACCGGUGCCGUUCCCACUCGCUCUUGGAGGCACCGGCGAGGGCACCGCUUCCACCAAGUAUUGGAACAGACAUGCUAGCGUCACUGUGUCUCACUGAUACCCCUGCAUCGCAACUACACAACUACGCAAUCACGGACUGCUACUGACUUGUUUAGAACUACUGCAUCUGACUCUCACAUUGUCAUUGACGCUUAUACAACUUCCUCGUCCAAGUCGGAUUACAACUCGUCUCUGCCCUCUGUGUCGCCGCUCUGUAGCUGCUGGGUUUUCGUGUCCCUUCUAUCAUCGUCCUUAGUUCACGCCCUGUCUUCCUCUUCCUGCACGGUUUUUUCCAAGUGGACCCUUGCGAUCUGUACUUUUUACCUGCGCUACUUUAUUCGUCACAUUGUAUUGCUUCAUUAUUCUGUAAUAACCCACACACUUUGGCCAGCGAUCCUUCAGAAGAGUAUGCAUUGAAAGGCCGAGAUGCAGUGAGAUGUAUAGUGUCAAACAUGAGGUGCAGGCGUACAAAAUGCAGCAGCGACAAGAAAAUAUGACCGGCAUAUUAUCUAGAGACAAACAUACAACAUAUGGAACCAGACUACAACAGGGGACGGGCAUGAUCAAGAUCUCGAGAGCUCGAUGUCCGGGUGGACCGGGAACUUGGGCUGUGGGUAGUCGUCCCAGGUGCGCUCCGAGUCGAGGAAUCGACGAAGGCGUGCGACCUGCGAAGGAAGAGGUACAUGACAAUAAUCUGCAUCUCCAUUUCGAGAUU
Molecule: messenger RNA, 3277 nt
Organism: Phanerochaete carnosa HHB-10118-sp
Lineage: Eukaryota; Fungi; Basidiomycota; Agaricomycetes; Polyporales; Phanerochaetaceae
Exons: 1
Coding region: 1583-2620 (345 amino acids)
Source: RefSeq, a predicted model, not a curated record